Messenger RNA from Blastomyces gilchristii SLH14081, 2550 nucleotides. Its product is annotated as MT-A70 family protein. Gene Ontology annotation, cellular component: nucleus; RNA N6-methyladenosine methyltransferase complex. The record is from RefSeq and is a predicted model, not a curated record. The transcript has a single exon. NCBI's taxonomy places the organism in Eukaryota, Fungi, Ascomycota, Eurotiomycetes, Onygenales, Ajellomycetaceae. Gene Ontology annotation, molecular function: nucleic acid binding; methyltransferase activity. Bases 701 to 2185 code for a protein of 494 amino acids.
CCAGCUACCACAGAGUACAGUACUCCUCUCAGUGGCUUCUCUCAGUGAACUCACUCCUAGGGCUCAUUCUUUCAAGGGCUCACUCCUAGGGCACACUCCUAGAAUGUCUCUUGGCACUGUUUAAUGUCCGGGGUAUUUGUUUGGGAUUUAUAUUCUUAAGUCCAUCCUGGGAUUGAACCCAUGCAUGUUGACCACAGCGGGGCUCACGCUUAACAGUCUCAUAACCUGUAGGCUACUGGGGCAAAAGAGCUCAGUCACCACCAGCGCACUGCUGGUAGAAGGGUCGAUCAACCCGGGACCCCCAACAAAUUUUUCGUUACCACUAGCGAGGGCGCGCUUAUAUCAUUCUGGGAUUGGCUGCAGGGGUCUCUCUAGCUCAUUCACUAGUGAUCGUCUGGCAAUUCCCAAGAACCUGAAUGUCAAGUCCCGAGAGCGCGGCUAGCCGGCGUUUAAACGCGCUUAAUUUGAGCCUCAUCUCCUGCCUGCCUGUGGAGGUAUUUCGGCAAUACAUCACCCUCAGCCCUGCCACUUAUGAUUACGUUCAACAGGAAAGUUCAGAGUUAGGCUGUGGAGGAAUUGGGGCAGGAACCAUCUCCUGGCUGGUUAGCUGGUCCGUUGCUGAUUGACCAAAGAGGGUCCCCGCUGAUGGUUUGCGAGAGCUCGGCGUCAAUCUAACUAUCAGGGACUGCAAUUCGAAGCCAUGUCGGAGCUACAGGGCUGCACGUCAUCAAUUCUGUACCAAAAUACCUCUAGGACAGUGACCUUGAUCGAUAUUCCUACUUCCAUUGUUGUCGCGCAGAGACUCGCAGAACAUAACAGCAACAAAUUGGAGCCUAGCACGUUCAAAGAUGGUGGACCUAUCUUACUCUCCUGCGACCCUUUGCAACAUCCAUAUCCCAAACCACCAGAACCAAAAUCGGAAAAGUCUCGCAAUCGUAUUUUAGCUCAAAUACCAAGUUCUCAACAACGGUUUCAUUCAGAAAUUGUGCCAAUUAUAAGCAACGCCCUUCAGGAAAUUCGGGAGCGCCAUCACGCUAAUUGGUGUCUCCCCAGACAUACGCGUUUGUCUAACCACGUUGUACAGCAAGGUGAUAGCGAUCUCCACGAAAGAAACGAAGGCGUUGCAGAACUUGACCAGGAAGAACAUCCUCCAAAGCGUAAGAGGAGUGAUCCAGAUGCGGGAAGUCCAAGCGUGAACCUAGAAGAGCCAACUUUUAUCUCUACAAAUAAGGUACCUUCUCAGAGCUGUUGUUAUUCUGCUCUCAAUGAACCUCCUCUCAUACUUUCGCCUGGCAUCAAUCAAGUUCCAGGUUUAGAUGAAAUCCAAGGCAUAAUUGUCCAAAACCCCACGCGUGUCCGGACCGUGCUGAAUAUCAAAUCUGAACAGCAGCCAUGCACUACUACUGGUAACGGAUCUUUUCCUCCAGAAUAUAUAACUGUCAACAUUCCUCCGGAAUCUACAUUUAUCAAUUGUCAUCUUACUCCACCAACGAAAUCUCACCCUGGUCCCAUUCCUGCGCUCUCGUCAGAUACAAAAUUCAACUUCAUUCUCAUGGACCCGCCGUGGCCGAACCGCUCAGUCCGCCGCUCCUCGCAUUACAAAGAACACGCCGGGCCUCUUCAACCAAUAAUCGAGGGAACCCUACGAAAUCAUCUUCAUCCACAGCAAGCCCUUGUCGCAAUCUGGAUUACGAAUUCGUUAAAAUCUCGUUUCGCUACGUUAAAUGCCCUUGAUGCGGCAGGCCUACACCCCUUUGAAGAAUGGGUCUGGGUCAAAACCACCACUGACGGCCAGCCUGCAUGGCCACUGGAUGGACUAUGGAGAAGGCCAUACGAAGUGCUAAUUUUGGCACACAGAGAGAAGCACGUCGCCGAGGACAACAACGGCGAAAGGCACACUAAUUUUUGUGAAAUAAGACGCAGGGUUAUCGUCGCAGUUGCCGACAUUCACUCCCGGAAACCAAACUUAAAGGAGUUGAUUGAAAAUAUAUUCUUCUCGUCGCCAGCGCAAUCGUGCAACGGGACAUCCAAUGAUGAGGAACGGCACCUUACUGGCAGAUACUCUGGUCUGGAGGUUUUUGCUCGCAAUUUAACUGCUGGAUGGUGGGCAUGCGGGAAUGAAGUUAUUCGAUAUAAUUGGAAGGGUUGGUGGGCUGAGAAGAAGAAUACAGAAAAUGAUGCUUAGCACAUAUUGAUACCUUAUUCGUCUCCCCGUGCAUUGAAGGAGCAAGCGUCGUGCGAGCGUUUAUAUAUAUUAGUAGAGUAAAACAUAUAUUGCGUGACGGGUAAUUCAUGAGAGAAUUCAUACCUGCUGUCUAGGAAACUCAAAACAAAUAUAAUACUCCACAUAGUAUACAUAUAGAAUACGACAAACCCGCCCUUUUUUCUUGUAUAUAUCAUCAUAUGUUGCAAACGUCUUGUCAUUCCCAUCUCGCAGGGUAAAUCUGUAUUAACCACUAAAGGCGUCUCGGACGAAGAAAACUUUAGACAUUGCAGGCACAUAGUUGAAGAUCUGACACUUACUCAGCAGUCUAUAGUGACAAAUGUGUC